Stylophora pistillata is the source of this 1111-nucleotide messenger RNA. RefSeq lists its product as uncharacterized. The record is from RefSeq and is a predicted model, not a curated record. Gene Ontology annotation, molecular function: protein binding. NCBI's taxonomy places the organism in Eukaryota, Metazoa, Cnidaria, Anthozoa, Scleractinia, Pocilloporidae.
UAAUAUCACGGGCGAACUAAAAACAGAACAGUGGGUUGAUCAACUCUGAUGAAGAAGCUGAACGAACGCAAGACUCAGAUCUUUGACGACAACAAAUUGAGAAUUAUGAAAUUCAAAGGGAGCGUAGCAUCUCUUUGGAAGACAGAUAAAGCUAACCAUGAAGCCACAGGUCUCCGCAGGACGUAUUCAGAAAGUGUUUUGUUCCACAGCGACUGGCUGCAACGACUCAAGCACUUCAACAUGGCACACCAAAAAAUUGAAGAAACAGGAAACAAAACAAACGAAACUCUUCGAAGGACCAUCAAAGUUGAACCCAGUAUUUUUCCGCGACAAAGGAGAGCAGUUGAAUUAAAACCAGUGAAAUCUUGUCUUCGGGCGACAGAACAGCUGAGCGAUCAGAGCCCAGAAUGUCAAACUUGCAGACGUGUCACAUUUUCGACGUAUGCACUUAUUCUUCAUGCUGCGGGGCAGAACUCUGUUUCUGAACUGAAAGAUCUCUUGGAUAGGAAGCCCUUGCACAUCAAUAAACCAAGUUCGUCUGGUGAUACUGCCCUUCAUAAAGCCGCGGCAAAGGGAAGUUUAGACUGUAUUAAACUACUUGUUCAGCGAGGAGCAAAUGUCAACAAGGUUGACAAGGAAGGUAGAACUCCUCUCCUCGUCGCCUGGGAGAACGGACAUUUUGAAUGCCACAAAUAUAUGCUAAAAACUUUGCGUCGAUGAUUCGCCUUGCUAGCUCUCAGAUGAGUCUUGGAGUCAUUGUAAAUAAAAGUUAUUUUAAGAUAUUUCCACUUUUGGAAACUCAAUGGUAAGCUAUUUUGUAAUACUGUAUAUAACAGUAUUUUUACAUAAAUUAUCCAAAGGGCUUAUAUAUUUUCUUAGACGUUUUUAAAUAAUAAUGAUGAUUCCUACUCCUAAUUUCGAAAGAGUUGAGAAUAGUAGAGACUUAUACAUGGAUUAGUAGAGAAUUAUACAUGGAUUAGAAGUAAAUUUGAAAAUUUAUUUAAACUUCUGCGCGCGCCUACAGCUUUGUAGUCAAGAUGUGCUUUAGUGUGCGAAAUUUUUGCUACGUUCAGAAACUUUAUUGAAGAGAAUAAACACGUUUUUGAGGAGA